AUGGACGUCGCAGUGGCAUUCACAAUGGACAGGGCAAAGAACGUGUUGCUGUCAAAGAAGGACGAAGCUCACAGCACUCAGGAUAAAGACCAGGAGCCACAGCUCGGUCCAGGUUCCCCAGAUUUUCCUUGCUUUCAGUGGAGACACGGUGCAGCAUUAUCCGAGCGGGAUGCCGCAUUUGUCUCCCCGGCUGCCCCGUCUCGAGGCUGGUGUGCUCUUUUCCCCUCUACCCCAUUGCCUCAUUGCCAACACGGCCCGCAUAAAGACGACUGCACCGCGCCACUCAUCAUGGCCGAGAAACGCAUCCAGCUUUCUCUCGAACUCAAGACUACAACCUCCCACGCCUUCGAGAAGGUUACGUUCCACGACACCGGCAAGACUAAGCUCGUUGAACGACCCAACGCUAGUUCUGGCACGGCUUCCAUAUCGUUGACUACCAAGCCCUACGAGUACCGCGCGGACCGCACAAUCGACGGCAAAGCGCUAGCCUCUCGCUCAUCCCUCUCUAAAUUCCAAAAGAAAAACACAACCUACGACACGAGCCAGCUCUAG
This is a messenger RNA of Mytilinidion resinicola, 552 nucleotides long. RefSeq lists its product as uncharacterized. Lineage: Eukaryota; Fungi; Ascomycota; Dothideomycetes; Mytilinidiales; Mytilinidiaceae. The transcript has 2 exons. The record is from RefSeq and is a predicted model, not a curated record. The coding region runs from base 1 to 552 and encodes 183 amino acids.